Coregonus sp. 'balchen' is the source of this 13563-nucleotide messenger RNA. The record is from the annotation of a GenBank genome assembly. NCBI's taxonomy places the organism in Eukaryota, Metazoa, Chordata, Actinopteri, Salmoniformes, Salmonidae.
AUGUACCACCCUUUCAUUCACAGCAAAAACAAGUACUUUGUCACCUCCCCCUACAUGAAUGGAAGGCUGCAUCUCGGUCAUACUUUCUGCCUUUCGAAGGGUAAGAUGUAUAUAGAUUUGACUUGUAGAUGUACUAAAUGUAAGUCUUAUUACGUAAUUUUAUUUUAUAUAUCUCGUUAUUUCUUUGUAGUUUGCUGUUGGUUUCCAGUGCUUGAAAGGGAAGCAAUGCCUAUUUCCAUUUGGGUUGAAUUGUACAUGAACGCCAAUCAAAGUGAGUAACUUUGAAUCUCUUGCUUGUUGUGUACAUCAUACACGGUCGUGGUUGGCUGUUAUUUAAGAAGGUUGCUGAAGCGAGAGAUGGAGGUUCCCUGAUGAGAAGGAGAAGCCCAAGUUUGCAGAGGAGUUCAUCAUCAAGGACAAAUCUAAGGGCAAAAAGGUGAACAUUUGAUGCCAAUAUCAAUUGAUCCUCUGCACUACUUAUACGCUUGGGGGAAUUUGUUUCCAUUAAUGCACAAUUCAAAAUGUAACUUCUCUUGUGUGUGAUCUUCAGAGCAAAGCAGUGGCAAAGGCUGGAGGGUCCAAGUUCCAGUGGGACAUUAUGAAGUCUCUGGGGUUGACAAGGAGAUGGCACCGUUUGCCAACGCGGAGCUCUGGCUGGAGUACUUCCCACCCCAGGCAGUGAAAGACCUAAAGAUGAUGGGUGUAAAGGUGAGUGAUUAUAACAAGAAACCAGCAAACUGAGUUUGUUUCUUCAUUUUACCAGGAAGCCUGAUGUUAACUAAUAUACUUACAUUUGUUUGAUGAGAACUGAAUCCUAACGUCAGAUCUGUGCUAAUAACUUGGAUUUUCCUGCAAAUCUCGCAUUUACAUCAAUGCAUGAUUGUGAAAGUUGUGUGUGGAUCUCAAGUUAAGAUCCAGACCUGAAUGUGCAGAUCAACAACCAUGCUUUAGUUCACUUUGAAAAAGCAUUUCAGGUGCUGUCCAUGUUAUUAAAAACGUGAUUAUAUCACAGGUGGACUGGCAAGGCUCCUUCAUCACGACCGUUGUGAACCCUUUCUACGACUCCUUUGUGAGGUGGCAGUUCAUCACUCUGAAGGAGAGGAAGAAAAUCAAGUUUGGUAAAAGGUAAGCUGUUGGAAAUGGUUAUAAAUAUCCCUGCAUUAUCCAUGUAGCAUUAUUACAUUGUCAUACCAUUACUUUUUGCAAGUAUACAAUCUACUCACCGAAAGAUGGAAAGCCGUGUAUGGACCUUAACAGGCAGACUGGAGAGGUAAGAUGUUCUUACCACUACAUAAUCUCAAUGAGUUGUGUGCAUGUGUUGUGUGACUGCAGCUCUGUAAUCAUGUUUUUACAUUCUAGGGAGAUGGAGCACAGGAUUACACCCUCAUUAAGAUGAAGGUUGUCGAGCCCUACCCUUCAAAACUAAAGGUACUACUCUAUGUGAACCCAACAUACUGUAUUCUGUUUAGUAGCAUAUGACUUGGAACAACUUUGUACCAUUGAUGUAACCAAUCAAUUUUAUGUUGUUAAUUGUGACAUAAGUUGCAAGUUGGUUGUCCUAAUAGCAUGUUACAGCAGAUUAUAGCAGGUUGCUGCUUGAGAAUACAAUCAUCUUUUUGCACUCUUCUGAACACUGUAUUUUCCUGGUCCCUGCAGUGGCCUUAAAGGUAAGAGCAUCUUCUUGGUGGCAGCUACUCUCAGACCAGAGACCAUGUUUGGCCAGACUAACUGCUGGGUCCAUCCUGACAUCAAGUACAUGGCCUUCGAGACGGCCAGUGGAGACGUGUUCAUCAACACACUGAGGUCUGCUAGGAACAUGUCUUACCAGGGCGUCACGAAGAAGAACGGCAAGGUCACAGUGAUCAUGGAUGUUCUGGGAAAUGUGUGUACAUUUAAAUUACAUCCUUAUGUUUAAGUGUCUGCACACACACUUACACACUGCAACUUAUGUGAGCCUGACACACCCACUCAAAUAGUGGUAAAUGUCUUUUAUUUUUUUAUUUUUUUUUAUUUCACCUUUAUUUAACCGGGUAAGCCAGUUGAGAACAGGUUCUCAUUUACAACUGCGACCUGGCCAAGACAAAGCAAAGUAGUGCAACAAAAACAACACAGAGUUACAUAUGGGGUAAAAAAAAACAUAAAGUCAGAAAUACAACAGAAAAUAUAUAUACAGUGUGUGCAAAUGUAGCAAGUUAUGGAGGUAAGGCAAUAAAUAGGCUAUAGUGCAGAAUAAUUACAAUAGUAUUAACACUGGAAUGCUAGAUGUGCAAGAGAUUAUGUGCAAAUAGAGAUACUGGGGUGCAAAAGAGCAAAUUAAAUAACAAUAUAGGGAUGAGGUAGUUGGGUGGGCUAAUUUCAGAUGGGCUGUGUACAGGUGCAGUGAUCGGUAAGGUGCUCUGACAACUGAUGCUUAAAGUUAUUGAGGGAGAUAAGAGUCUCCAGCUUCAGAGAUUUUUGCAAUUCGUUCCAGUCAUUGGCAGCAGAGAACUGGAAGGAAUGGCGGCCAAAGGAGGUGUUGGCUUUGGGAAUGACCAGUGAGAUAUACCUGCUGGAGCGCAGACUACGGGUGGGUGCUGGUAUGGUGACCAAUGAGCUAAGAUAAGGCGGGGAUUUGCCUAGCAGUGAUCUAUAGAUGGCCUGGAGCCAGUGGGUUUGACGACGAACAUGUAGUGAGGACCAGCCAACAAGAGCGUACAGGUCACAGUGGUGGGUAGUGUAUGGGGCUUUGGAGACAAAACGGAUGGCACUGUGAUAGACUACAUCCAAUUUGCUGAGUAGAGUGUUGGAGGCUAUUUUAUAAAUGACAUCGCCGAAGUCAAGGAUCGGUAGGAUAGUCAGUUUUACGAGGGCAUGUUUGGCAGCAUGAGUGAAGGAGGCUUUGUUGCGAAAUAGGAAGCCGAUUCUAGAUUUAACUUUGGAUUGGAGAUUCUUUAUGUGAGUCUGGAAGUUGAGUUUACAGUCUAACCAGACACCUAGAUAUUUGUAGUUGUCCACAUACUCUAGGUCAGACCCGUCGAGAGUGGUGAUUCUAGUCGGGUGGGCGGGUGCUAGCAGCGUUCGAUUGAAAAGCAUGCAUUUAGUUUUACUAGUGUUUAAGAGCAGUUGAAGGCUACUGAAGGAUUGUUGUAUGGCAUUGAAGCUCGUUUGGAGGUUUGUUAACACAGUGUCCAAUGAAGGGCCAGAUGUAUACAAAAUGGUGUCGUCUGCGUAGAGGUGGAUCUGAGAGUCACCAGCAGCAAGAGCGACAUCAUUGAUAUACACAGAGAAAAGUGUCGGCCCAAGAAUUGAACCCUGUGGCACCCCCAUAGAGACUGCCAUAGGUCCAGACAACAGGCCCUCCGAUUUGACACACUGAACUCUAUCUGAGAAGUAGUUGGUGAACCAGGCGAGGCAGUCAUUUGAGAAACCAAGGCUAUUUAGUCUGCCAAUAAGAAUGCGGUGGUUGACAGAGUCGAAAGCCUUGGCCAGGUCGAUGAAGACGGCUGCACAGUACUGUCUAUUAUCAAUCGCGGUUAUAAUAUCGUUUAGGACCUUGAGCGUGGCUGAAGUGCAGCUCUCUGUAGGAUAUUCUUAGAUGUGCUCUUAGUGCCCCGCUGACGUCUUACCAGACCAUCUAUGCUCUGCCCAUGCUCACCAUCAAGGAGGACAAAGGUAUUGGAAUAGAAUCUUGAGAAUGCUCCAAAUACCACUUUAACUGCAUCCAUGCUGUCUCUGUUCCAGCACAUCUAGAUUGGGCUUGAGGCAUUCCUCCUUUUGAAGAGCUAAAGUGAGGGAGGCAUAAGUCAUUGUAGAGCACAGUAAACAUUGAAAUGAAGUACAAAGAUGAUGGUUACUGAUUUAGGCCCUGAGGGGAUGCUGCACACAACUCCCACAGCAUUGCUCUUGGAUUGCCUCUUGCUAGGAGUCAUUACAAUGAAUUAUUUUGGUCUGUUUUGCUCCAGGGGUUUACAUCUGCAUUGAAAUGGUGUGACUAAAUUGAAACGUCUAUGGCUUUGUUCUCUCUCUUAUGCACAACGUCCCGUGUUUGGUAGAGAAGGCAAUGAGGUAAAACUCUGACGACACCGCAGGGCAUUUCUUGUGCUUCUAGGUUGGUUGUGUUUCUCAUGUGACUUUGGUCCACUUGCUUUGUGACACCCAGGCACUGGAAUUGUCACCAGCAUCCCGUCCGAUGCACCCGAUGACAUUGCUGCCCUAAGGGGAGCAUAUAAAAAAAGAAACAGGUGACACUUUAACAGCACUACUUAAGUAUUUCCCUUUGUGGCUACUGGUCUAUAUUAGUUAACCUAUGCAUUGUACAAUGUGUUUUGGUUAAUGAAGUAAUUGGAGAUCACUUGGAUUCCUCUUAUAGGCCCUGAGAGAAAAAUAUGGAAUCAAAGACAAGAUGGUCUUACCUUUUGAGAUGGUAAACUGCCUCUCGCACCCUUUAUUUGGCUCUAAAUGACCAGACAGUGUAGUGUGUGCCUUGUACCUAUAACAUACAGGGCUUCUAUGAAGGGGUGAGUCCUAAUGGCUUAACAUAACAUCUCAACUAUGCAUACAUGUAAUACAAUACCACUUUAUUUAUCCCCGUAGGACAGCUAUGGCUACAGAGGUGCAGCAGACCUACACAACAUCGUACAAUGGUAUAGGAAAAUCAACAACAUAUUCUCCGAUUCUUUUAAUGAACCGUCUUCUUUUCUCAGAUCAUGCUGGUUGAAGGCUACAAGGGCGAAAAGGUGCAGGAUGUCAAGAAACCCACCAAGAAGAUGAUGGUGGUGGAGAAGGUACCCUGUUUGAAAUCAAUGAUUGAUGCUGUCAGGAGGAGUGGGGUGUGCCCGACGACACAAGCGGAAAAGAGUAAUAACUCCUUUCACAUGUUUUGACUUUAGCUUUCCGUGUCUCUGGCGCUCUAGUCACAAGCCGUUCAGGCAAGAGGGUGGUUAAAGAUGGCGGCCACCUGUCGUCUCUUUGCGUCGAUGUGGCCUCACUGGCACAGUCCGUAACUCUCCUUCUGAGGAGUCUGUGGAAGGAGAGCACACCACAGUGUGAGUAGGCUGUCUUCCUAACUGCUCCAGCUGACUGAGGUCCAGCCUGCACUCUUGUGCCAGUCAGUUGAUUAGGGAAUACCUUGCAGGUGUGCUGAUUAGUAAUUCUGCACAGGUGUGUUGGAUGAGCAGAACUGUGGCGCUGUCUUCAGCUGGCCUGGUGCUGAAGGUAGUGCAGCCUUCCACAGUGCUGAACUGAGUGCCGCUGUCCAUGGUGCUGCACUGGGAGUCCUACAGCCACACCUAUGCCCAUGCUUCUCACACUGCCACAGAUACAAUACCAAUCUAUAUUUAUUGUGUUCAUGUUUAUGCUCUUUAACUAUGUUGUUCGUUUACGCUGUGGGCUGUUUACUACGGUUGUUGACGUGGGCUGUUUGCUACGGUUGUUGACGUGGGCUGUUUACUACGGUUGUUGACGUGGGCUGUUAGCUACGGUUGUUGACGUGGGCUGUUUGCUACGGUUGUUGACGUGGGCUGUUUACUACGGUUGUUGACGUGGGCUGUUUGCUACGGUUGUUGACGUGGGCUGUUUACUACGGUUGUUGACGUGGGCUGUUAGCUACGGUUGUUGACGUGGGCUGUUUACUACGGUUGUUGACGUGGGCUGUUUGCUACGGUUGUUGACGUGGGUUGUUUGCUACGGUUGUUGACGUGGACUGUUUGCUACAGUUGUUGACGUUGGCUGUUUGCCACGGUUGUUGACGUGGGCUGUUUGCUACGGUUGUUGAUGUGGGCUGUUUGCUACGGUUGUUGACGUGGGCUGUUUGUUACGGUUGUUGACGUGGGCUGUUUGCUACGGUUAUUGACGUGGGCUGUUUGCUACGGUUGUUGACGUGGGCUGUUUGCUACAGUUGUUGACGUGGGCUGUUUGCUACAGUUGUUGACGUGGGCUGUUUGCUACAGUUGUUGACGUGGGCUGUUUACUACGGUUGUUGACGUGGGCUGUUUACUACGGUUGUUGACGUGGGCUGUUAGCUACGGUUGUUGACGUGGGCUGUUUGCUACGGUUGUUGACGUGGGCUGUUUACUACGGUUGUUGACGUGGGCUGUUAGCUACGGUUGUUGACGUGGGCUGUUUGCUACGGUUGUUGACGUGGGCUGUUUACUACGGUUGUUGACGUGGGCUGUUUGCUACGGUUGUUGACGUGGGUUGUUUGCUACGGUUGUUGACGUGGACUGUUUGCUACAGUUGUUGACGUGGGCUGUUUGCUACGGUUGUUGACGUGGGCUCUUUGCUACGGUUGUUGACGUGGGCUGUUUGCUACGGUUGUUGACGUGGGCUGUUUGCUACGGUUGUUGACGUGGGCUGUUUGCUACGGUUGUUGACGUGGGCUGUUUGCUACGGUUGUUGACGUGGGCUGUUUGUUAUGGUUGUUGACGUGGGCUGUUUGCUACGGUUGUUGACGUGGGCUGUUUGCUACGGUUGUUGACGUGGGCUGUUUGCUACAGUUGUUGACGUGGGCUGUUUGCUACAGUUGUUGACGUGGGCUGUUUGCUACAGUUGUUGACGUGGGCUGUUUGCUACGGUUGUUGACUUGGGCUGUUUACUACGGUUGUUGACGUGGGCUGUUUGCUACGGUUGUUGACGUGGGCUGUUUGCUACGGUUGUUGACGUGGGCUGUUUGCUACGGUUGUUGACGUGGGCUGUUUGCUACGGUUGUUGACGUGGGCUGUUUGCUACGGUUGUUGACGUGGGCUGUUUACUACGGUUGUUGACGUGGGCUGUUUACUACAGUUGUUGACGUGGGCUGUUUGCUACGGUUGUUGACGUGGGCUGUUUACUACGGUUGUUGACGUGGGCUGUUUACUACGGUUGUUGACGUGGGCUGUUUGCUACGGUUGUUGACGUGGGCUGUUUACUGAUGUGUUUGAUACGUUUCUUUGAUAUGCAUUAGUGUGUUCUAACAUGGACCUAUACCAAUGUUUCAGGGCCAAGCUUUGAGCUACAUGGAGCCAGGGAAGCAGGUGAUGUCACACUCUGCAGACGAGUGUGUGGUGGCACUCUGCGACCAGUGGUGAGUGGAUGGGCCUGAUGGGAGCCUCUGAAAACUAGCAUGGAAAUCCACACUGAAUAUUGCUCUGUUUCACUGUAUGGAUUCCAGGCUACCUGACAGCAUAGACAAGUAUGGAUUGUAUUCAUCUCACUAAACAUAUAAGGGUAAUUAUUAGAGAAACUGAACAUUCCUGAGCAACAUUUCUGCAGUUUGCUGUGUCCGGUCUGACAGGUAUCUGCAUUAUGGGGACAAGAGUGGGAGCAGCAGACCAUGGAAUGCCUGAAGCCACCGGAGACGUGAGUCAUUCCGCUGUUCUGUCGCUCAACUUCCCCAGCUCUCUUCAGUGAUUAUGCUCUACCACCGCUAACAAGCUCCUUGUCAAAGGAAUGUGUCAGACUGUGUUGAGGAUUUCCUGGGCUGUGUGUCUGUCUGGUCAAUAUGGAGAUGUUUAAACUGUGCCUCUUGUAUGGGUUGGACUCUUUAGGUUCUGUGAUGAGACCAGGAAGAACUUAGAGGCCACUCUGGACUGGCUCCAGGAGCACACCUGCUCUCGUACCUAUGGCCUGGGUGAGGAGGGGGACAGGCACAUGGGGCAGGCUCAGUGGAGUUAGUUUGGACAGGAUCAGUGGAGUUAGUUUGGACAUGGGACAGGGGACAGGAUCAGUGGAGUUAGUUUGGACAUGGGACAGGGGACAGGAUCAGUGGAGUUAGUUUGGACAGGGGACAGGAUCAGUGGAGUUAGUUUGGACAGGGGGCAGGAUCAGUGGAGUUAGUUUGGUGUCACAGCAAAGCAUGUCCAGCAAAGCAGGGCCAGGAGUUAGUUCUACCUAUAACAUACAGUCUGACUAAACUAGGCCUAAUUAUACCUAUAACAUACAGUCUGACUAAACUAGGCCUAAUUAUACCUAUAACAUACAGUCUGACUAAACUAGGCCUAAUUAUACCUAUAACAUACAGUCUGACUAAACUCUGGGCCUAAUUAUACCUAUAACAUACAGUCUGACUAAACUCUGGGCCUAAUUAUACCUAUAACAUACAGUCUGACUAAACUAGGCCUAAUUAUACCUAUAACAUACAGUCUGACUAAACUCUGGGCCUAGUUCUACCUAUAACAUACAGUCUGACUAAACUCUGGGCCUAGUUCUACCUAUAACAUACAGUCUGACUAAACUCUGGGCCUAGUUCUACCUAUAACAUACAGUCUGACUAAACUCUGGGCCUAGUUCUACCUAUAACAUACAGUCUGACUAAACUCUGGGCCUAGUUCUACCUAUAACAUACAGUCUGACUAAACUCUGGGCCUAGUUCUACCUAUAACAUACAGUCUGACUAAACUCUGGGCCUAGUUCUACCUAUAACAUACAGUCUGACUAAACUCUGGGCCUAGUUCUACCUAUAACAUACAGUCUGACUAAACUCUGGGCCUAGUUCUACCUAUAACAUACAGUCUGUAACUAGAGCCCUAGGGAGGCACAUUGCCAGAAAACAUUCUGGGACCUCUCACGUCCGGAACUGUCACGAUCGUCGUAGGAGUGAGUAGACCAAGGCGCAGCGUGUGAAACAAACAUGACUUUAAUUAGUUAAAGUUAUCAAAACAAAACACGACUCGUGAAGUCCACGGUGACAAAAUACCGACACGGAACAAAAACCCACAAACACAAAGUGAAACACAGACAGUUAAAUAUGGCUCCCAAUCAGAGACAACCAGCCGACAGCUGACACUCGUUGCCUCUGAUUGGGAGUCACACAGGCAAACAUAGAAAUAACCAACCUAGAACACCCAAACAAAGAAACAGAACACAUAGAAUAAACACACCCUGGCUCAACAUAUAGAGUCCCAGAGCCAGGGUGUGACAGUACCCCCCCCUAAAGGCGCGGACUGCGACCGCGCCUAAAUACGAGCAAAACAGGGGAGGGCUGGGUGGGCAUUCCUCCUCGGCGGCGGCUCCGGCUCCGGGCUUGCCCACCACCCUCCAACAAACCCCCCAUAGCGCCCCUGGUCCGGUCUGGCCCCGCUGGCUGGAGCUGGACUGGACGUAGCAGGAGCGGUAGGCUUCAGCUCCUUAGUGGAGCAGUAGAGCGGUACCUGAAUUGGCACCGAUGACCCAGGCACGGGUUGUGCCGGACUGACGACUCGCACCCCUGGCUUGGUGCGAGUGGCAGGAACGGGCCGGGCCGGGCUGGCGACGCGCACCGUAGACUUGGUGCGAGUGGCAGGAACAGGCCGGGCCGGGCUGGCGACGCACCCCGUAGGCUUGGUGCGUGGAGCAGGGACAGGCCGGGCUGACGACGCACACCGUAGGCUUGGUGCGUGGAGCAGGAACAGGCCGGGCUGGGCUGGCGACGCACACCGUAGGUUUGGUGCGUGGAGCAGGGACAGGCCGGGCUGGGCUGUCGACGCACACCGUAGGCUUGGUGCGUGGAGCAGGAACAGGCCGGGCAGGGCUGGCGACGCACACCGUAGGCUUGGUGCGUGGAGCAGGAACAGGCCGGGCUGGGCUGUCGACGCACACCGUAGGCUUGGUGCGUGGAGCAGGGACAGGCCGGACUGGGCUGGCGACGCACACCGUAGGCUUGGUGCGUGGAGCAGGCACAGGCCGGGCCGGGCUGGCGACGCACACCGUAGGCUUGGUGCGUGGAGCAAGGACAGGCUGGGCUGGGCUGUCGACGCACACCGUAGGCUUGGUGCGUGGAGCAGGGACAGGCCGGACUGGGCUGGCGACGCACACCGUAGGCUUGGUGCGUGGAGCAGGGACAGGCCGGACUGGGCUAUGGAGACGGAUAGGAGACCUGGAGUGAAGAGCCGCCACAACCCGUCCUGGCUGAAUGCCUACCUUCACACACUCUGUGUGAGGCAUCAGCACAGGACGUACAGGGCUGUGUACCCGUACUGGCAUAACAGCACGUGACACUGGCGCAGGAUAUCCGGGACCGAGGAGAGGCACUGGAGGCCACGAGCGCUGAGCCGGCACACUCCGUCCUGGCUGCAUGCCCACCUUCGCACAACACGUGCGGGGUGCUCGUACCGGACUAUGCCGGACCACUCGUGGCACAGUGCGCAGCUCCGCAUACCGCGGAACCUGCCCAGUCUCAUGCUGCCAUGCCUGAGUACGGGGAGUUGGCUCUGCUCUCCAUCCAGGCUCCGCCAACCUGCCUUCUGGCCCCCAAAACCCGGUGGCCUCCUCUCCUAAUCUCCCAAUUCGCCCUGUGGCAGCCUCCUGCUGCCCAGUCGCCCAUGCCGUGUGCCCCCCCCUAAAAAAUUCUUGGGGGUGCCUCUCGCCUGUCCGACGUUGACCCGUUUGGUGCCGCUGCUCCUCUCCUGCCUGGGUCUCCCCCUUUAUCGCCUUCCGGUACCGGACGGCCUCCUCCUCAGUAAUCUGCCCCCAACCGAGGAGGACAUCCACAAGAGUCACCUCCUGCGUGUGUUCCUGGACACGCUGCUUGGUCCUGGUAUGGUGGGUUUUUCUGUCACGAUCGUCGUAGGAGUGAGUAGACCAAGGCGCAGCGUGUGAAACAAACAUGACUUUAAUUAGUUAAAGUUAUCAAAACAAAACACGACUCGUGAAGUCCACGGUGACAAAAUACCGACACGGAACAAAAACCCACAAACACAAAGUGAAACACAGACAGUUAAAUAUGGCUCCCAAUCAGAGACAACCAGCCGACAGCUGACACUCGUUGCCUCUGAUUGGGAGUCACACAGGCAAACAUAGAAAUAACCAACCUAGAACACCCAAACAAAGAAACAGAACACAUAGAAUAAACACACCCUGGCUCAACAUAUAGAGUCCCAGAGCCAGGGUGUGACCGGAACACAUCUUUUGAGACCAUCAGCAACCAUUCAGAGGCUUUGGGGAAUAUUGGGAUGGUGUGAAAGUGAAGUGAUGUGCAUGGACUUUAGAUGGAGACAAAAUACCCAGAAAAAGGAAGCAUGUUUUAGUAGAUAAUGUGCCAAACUACAGGAAGGACACAUGUUUCACAUGCUUAAUAAUCAAUUUUCCAUUUCAGUGGAGGACCCAGCAUGUAAAACCACAGUAAUUAUAUGAUAAGCAUAUCCCUUAAUGUUCACACUAGGUGGUGGUUGAUUGUUGUUGUUUUUUCCGGUGUGCUUGUUGCCAUAGGAACAAGGUUGUCAUGGGACCAGCAGUGGCGGCAGGUAGCUUAGUGGUUAAGAGCGUUGUGCCAGUAACCGAAAGGUCGCUGGUUCUAAUCCCCGAGCCGACUAGGUGAAAGAUCUGUCGAUGUGCCCUUGAGCAAGGCACUUAACCCUAAUUGCUCAUGUAAGUCGCUCUGGAUAAGAGCGUCUGCUAAAUGACUAAAAAUAAAAAUAAAUAAAAAACAGUGGCUAAUGGAGUCCCUGUCUGACUCGACCAUUUACAUGACCUACUACACCGUGGCUCACUUCCUCCAGGGGGGAGUGCUCAACGGACAGGGACCGUCGCCUGUAGGGAUCAAGUAUGCACCACUCUCUACUCUCACAUGGUCAUUUAAUUUAGUGGCAAUAGGCUUCUGUAGAUGCAGACUGAGGACAUUAUAACACCUUCAUAUGUCCUUUUCAACAUUGUUGCAAUAGAGAACAUGUUCAUUGUAAUAGUUGGAGAUAUGUUUAUAAUGUACUAUUUUGCACAUGUAUAUAUUUCAUGGAAGAGGAUGAAUGCAGUGUGCCAGAGGUUUUUAAAUCCCUAUAGUUGGUUAUGGAUACAGUGCUAUUGGAGCCACUUUAUAAUCUGAGUGUUUCUCUUUCUCUCUCUGUCUCUCUGUCUGUCAGGCCAGAACAGAUGACCAGGGUGGUGUGGGACUUCAUCUUCUUUAAGAGCUCUCCCUUCCCCAAGACGGACAUCCCCAAGGAACACCUGCAGAGGCUGAGGAGGGAGUUUGAGUACUGGUACCCCGUGGAUGCCCGUGUGUCUGGGAAGGACCUGGCGCCCAACCACGUGGCCAUGUGGCCCAAUGGCAGGUGAGAUGAACCACGUGCCUGGCUAGCUGCCUGUCUGCCCGCCUGCCUUUCUACGGUGCUAGGGCUGCUACAGGGGUACACGCUAUUUGGCUUUAUGGGAAUGUUGUUUUGCUGUAUUGAAUGCUGGAAUGCUGUAUUGAUUGAGUUAAUUGAAUAUUCAUUUUAUGAUGAAAUUGGUGCGGGUGCUGUAUUUUAAUGAGACCGGGAAUGGUAGUGUUUGUCUUUUCUGAUUGAUGCAGUUUUGGGUGAACUUGUACGUCCUAUUCUUGUCAUACUAUAAGACUAAUGUCCACAUACAUUAGAUACAACUGGUGUCUUUACAAGUGUAGAAUCAUUAUGCAGUUCUAUACCUCUAUUAUUUGAAAGGAUAGGAAGGAUAAGCCUAAUGGCAAUUUACUGCAGGGUGUAACCAGUUAUGGGGAUGGUACGGAUGGUAAGACAACCCAUCUAGAGAUUCUCAUGUUUUGAAGGAGAUUAUCUUUGUGUACACAGCGGAAAAUGGCCGCAGGCCGUCCGAACCAAUGGUCACCUGUUACUGAACUCUGAAAAUGUACGUUUUCCUUUCUCUGAAAGAGGUUUUGUUAACUACAAACAGGUCACUGAUGCACUGAACUCUCUCUGUCGCCUGCUCUGGCAGCAUGGGAGCUGUGUGUUUUGAUGUUGUCUGAAGACGUCAAGUGUCAUGCACAAAGACUGUGUGUGUGUGUCUUAAGUUUGUGUGUUCCUCCUGACAGUCUUUGUUUGUAUUCAUCAGAUGUCUAAAUCCACAGGCAACGUCCUCACUCUGAGUGACACCAUCUCUAAGUUUUCUGCUGAUGUUGGGUAGGGCCCUAUAAGCCUUCCAGCCUCUUAACUCAAUGCCUCCUAAUUACUAGGAAGCUUUAUGAGAGGAACAGUCAUUAUUUUCUCCGGAAGUCAAAAUCAAUGAGUCAUUCUGUACUUCUUGAUGGCUGAAUGUUUCCUGCUACUUCUCCUCUGAUGGAAGGGUGGCUUGCUUCAUUUGGGAAACAGAAGAGGAAGGGGGAGCAGAGCAGUGGGAUAACGUCUCCUGCAUUCCUUUUGACCACUUCUUCCUACUUGGAGAGUAGAAAUGAACACCAUCAUCUGGCCCAAAGUGCUGAUAGUAAAUGAGUCAUGUUGAUUUGAUGCCAUGCCUCAGGCUGAUUGCUUCCUUCUGGUUAUUUAUGAAGAAGUGGGACUGCCUAAAUGUUCUCUUCACAUACUUUUGUAGAAGACAGGAGGGGGGAUUUUAUAAGGCUGUUAUUAUGCUUCAUGUUACUAAUUGCUAAAAUUCUGCUUUUAGUGUCAAAGUGCUUUGUUUCUACCAGUGUCACUGUAAUAUGUUGUGUGUGCCCUGAGUGUUAAACGCAGCCUUACCAUGUUGUGUGUGUCCUUGCCCAGGGAUGCGCAUGGCCCUGGUGGACGCAGGGGACACAGUGGAAGACCUCACUUUGUGGAGGCCAUGGCCGACGAUGGCAUCCUGCGCCUCUACACCUGGGUGGAGUGGGUCAAGGAGAUGAUAGCCAAUCAGAACAACCGGAGGACAGGGCCAGCUUACACCUUCCAUGACCGCGUGUUCGCCAGGUAG